Messenger RNA from Strongylocentrotus purpuratus (purple sea urchin), 1489 nucleotides. RefSeq lists its product as uncharacterized. NCBI's taxonomy places the organism in Eukaryota, Metazoa, Echinodermata, Echinoidea, Camarodonta, Strongylocentrotidae. The coding region runs from base 29 to 355 and encodes 108 amino acids. The transcript has 2 exons. The record is from RefSeq and is a predicted model, not a curated record.
UGCAAGGGUUUCAGAGGCGUUCACUGCGAUGACAUCAAUGAAGUUGAACGUCGUUACUGGUGACAUUGUUAAUCAGGAAGAUGCAGAGAAGGAGAUGAAUGAACAUAUCAAUACCUUGUCAGAAGAACUCGGUAAAAAUCAUUUCGACCUGUUCUGUGAAGCCAUUGGAUUUGAUCUUGAACAUGCUAAGAACCUCUUAGACUUGAACAAGUUCGAUUACUCUGUAACCUACGAGCAACUACUCAGCAAAUGGAAAUCAGGAAAGACCCUGGAAGACAUGAAGGACGUGUAUAAGUUACUGGAGAAAUCAGAAAUAAUUUUCAAAGCGAAGAUCAAAAAGAGCGCUCAAAAGUAAAAUGAAUCAAUAACUGCUUCAUUAUUGACUUUAUUUUUUACUUUACUUAUAAUACGAUUUCAUUAAUCGAAUGUAUAUACUACAUGAAUCAUGUUCGGAUUACGUAAUACGUCAUUUUAAUGUUCACGUAUUUCUAGAGGUGAUGGAUGAGGCUAUUGGAGUUGUCUGAAAUUGGCGGUCUCCUGCUAAUUGUAAAAUUAUAAUCUCACAUAUGUGUGUUUUCUUUAUGUGUUGAAAAGUAAUUUGUUAAUGUCUGGAAACAUGUGUUAAUGUAGUAUUCAAUUAUUCUGCAUUACGUACAUUUUUAUUUUUUUAACAAACAAACGAGUUGAUUUCUCGAAAGUAGUUGCGAUAUGGUUUUGUCUAGUAUUCGUAUGUUAUCUCAUAUUCUUACCAUUCUUAAUUGCCAUUGGUAUAUAUUUAUGUAGCUUGUAAAUGUUAGCUGUCUGCGAAUUCUAAAUGUGAAUAUAUUUGAUUGUCCAUACCUUCCUAACCUGUCAAUACCAUUCGUGUUCAGGGUGUAUGUGUAUUCAAGUCAAAGUUUAUUAUGAUGUGAAAACAAAGGAUUAUGUUCAUAAAUUUAGUAUCGUUCACAAAAUAUUUUUAAUGUAAUUUGUUGUUACUGAAUUGAACAUAGCCUAUACCGAUUCGAGAGAGGGGUGAUGAUAUUUAAUCAGAAUUUAUACUUCAGUUUAAAAGGAUUGUUCUAAGUUUGUUUCUACUUUUAUUAUCCACAUUGUAUAAACACGCCUGGUGAGCAUUUUGGCAGAUGUACAACAGUCAAUAUAGGUGCCUACCUAACAACGAUGUUGUUACGGGUUACAAUGUAGACAUAUUUGGAAAUAGAAGUGUAUACUGUGAAAGCAAAUGAUCAAUACGGUUCAUUAUUCACAUAGAAACAUCGUACAUGUCUUAUCUCGUGACUGAAUUGUUACCUAUUCAUAAAAGGUCAAGGAAGAAGAUACUUAAGUUUUAUUCACAUUAUUACCACUCAAUUCAAAAAUGAUUUUAAUUAUAGCACAAACAUGGUUCAUACAAAUACAAUUUUAUAUGAAGGACAGCCUUGGCUGGAAUAUUCAUGUUUACAUGUUCGGCACAAUAGAUAACACUUUUAAUUAUAUACAUGUAAAAAAC